Molecule: messenger RNA, 2093 nt
Organism: Lathyrus oleraceus (garden pea)
Lineage: Eukaryota; Viridiplantae; Streptophyta; Magnoliopsida; Fabales; Fabaceae
Product: probable serine/threonine-protein kinase PBL23
Exons: 5
Coding region: 625-1797 (390 amino acids)
Biological process (GO): protein phosphorylation
Molecular function (GO): ATP binding; protein kinase activity
Source: RefSeq, a predicted model, not a curated record
AAUAGUGCACAUAUUCAAAUUCAAUGAAGAAAUAAAAACACAUAUUUGCAGCAUCACAUCCCAAUAAUAGAUAGCUAUUCUCGUCGAAGGUUCAAGAAUAGAAAGAAUUGACUUUAUUUACACCAAACUUCUUUCCCAUUUUCUACUUUAUUAAUCAAUAAAAACUCAUAUAGUCUAUAAGAAAAGUACCAAACGACGUAGCAUUGAAAUUCAAACAAAUAAAAAUACAUAAAAUAUGGUAAAAACAACUUGUUAUCCUUGUCAAAAAAAUCCUUAUCACAUUACCUUAAAAAAAAUGAAAAACAUGUAAAAAAAACAGCUAAUAUUAUCUACGUUAAUAGAAUACCAUUUUUAAUCCGAAAAACUAAAAUAAGCAAAUAAAAAUCCAUUCAAACAUAUAUAUAAAAUGCAGUAUAUUUUUUCCAGUAUUUGAAACAUGCAUAACGUUUUCCAGUUAUAACUUUUUCCACAAACUGAAUCAAUAACCAACCACAUUUUAUUAUUAUUCUUGUUUCCCCUUAUUGAUUCAUACGUGGAAAUUGAUUCUGGUAUUCAUUAAGGUAUCUGUGGUUAAGAAUCCGAUUCUUAAUCGCAGAUUCUUAAGGUUUGUUGUUUGAUAACAAGAUGAAUUGCUUUUCAUGCUGCAAUUCAGGUGCUGAAACAUCAUCUUAUAAAAAAGAACGUUCCAAAUAUGUUUCCAAAGGACGGAGAACAUUCAAAUCAUUAGCAGCUGCUAUGUCACUCAAAUCAGGUAGUAGCAGACAGAGACAAAUUACAGCGGAGAUAUUAAAAUAUGGAACCGCGCAAAAUGAUGUUAAAGUACUAACGUAUGAAGAAGUCGCUGAUGCGACAAACAACUUCAGUUCGGAUUCUCUUAUCGGAGAAGGUGGAUUUGGGAAUGUUUAUAAAGGAUACUUAAAGAGCAUUGAACAGACGGUAGCUGUGAAGAAAUUGAAUAGGGAUGGGGAUCAAGGAACAAGAGAAUUUUUCGCCGAAGUUUUGAUGUUGAGUAUGGUGAAACAUCCAAACCUUGUGAGGCUGGUUGGUUAUUGCGUAGAAGAUGAUCAAAGGAUUUUGGUUUAUGAGCAUAUGGCUAAUGGAAGCUUGGAAAAUCACCUUCUAGAUAUAGGCGAUAAGGAACCGUUGGAUUGGCAAACAAGGAUGAAAAUUGCUGAUGGAGCCGCGAGAGGACUUGAGUACCUGCAUAAUUCUGCAGAUCCGCCGAUUAUUUUCCGCGAUUUUAAGUCGUCUAAUAUACUAUUAGAUGAAAAUUUCAAUCCAAAGCUUUCUGAUUUCGGUCUUGCUAAGAUUGCUCCAAUAGAGGGUGAGGGCUUGGUCUCGACUCGGGUUAUGGGGACUUAUGGUUAUUGUGCACCAGAGUAUGCUGCUACCGGUAAAUUAUCCUCAAAAUCAGACAUCUAUAGUUUUGGUGUUGUGUUUUUGGAAAUUAUCUCGGGUAGACGAGUUAUUGACACUGCAAGAUCUGCAGAAGAACAAAACUUAAUUGAUUGGGCACAACCUUUGUUUAAGGACCGAACAAAGUUCACACUAAUGGCCGAUCCUUUGCUUAAAGGCCAGUUUCCGGUGAAGGGACUAUUUCAAGCUCUAGCAGUGGCAGCAAUGUGUCUACAAGAAGAAGCCGAUACGCGGCCUUAUAUGGACGAUGUCAUAACGGCUCUUACGCAUCUAGCAGUACACAAGACUGAUGAAAAAGACAUAGCUGGUGAAUCUCUAAAAAGUGCUGGUCAUGUUGAAUCUUUUAGAGCUGCAAACUCACUUGGAUCUGAAAGGGCAUAACAAUAUUAGCUAUAAUUUGGCCAUAACACAGACUAUAGGAUUCACUUAAAAAAUGACAGAAAAAUAAAAGUGCUUAUAAAGUGCUUAUAGGAUUCACUAAAACUAUAGUUUGUGUUAAAUGUUUAGGCUUUUUAGUCAUUUCCGUUUGGGAUUGGAAUCAGGAUCCCUUUGAUUCAUCUUCCUUUCUUUUCUUUUUUUCUCAAAGAAAGUUUCACCUGAGAUUCGGUUUCAAUUUCAUUUCAUCAUUGGACAUUUGUUGCAAAUGUUCAAAAGUAUAAAUGUAUGUUUCCAAAUUC